Molecule: messenger RNA, 441 nt
Organism: Stomoxys calcitrans (stable fly)
Lineage: Eukaryota; Metazoa; Arthropoda; Insecta; Diptera; Muscidae
Exons: 3
Coding region: 1-441 (146 amino acids)
Source: RefSeq, a predicted model, not a curated record
AUGCACAACAGACUAAAUCCGUAUUCUUUUCAUAUCACAAUAUCACCUCAAAGUGAUCACAACACUAGUCAGAAGGAAAAAAUUUUGUACAAUACUGUCAAAUCAUCAACAUCCUUGGAUGUCCAAGGUUCUUCUUCGACCUCAGCUUCAACCAACUCUAGCAUUCCUUAUAUGCUAUUUGUGUAUCGCGAAGAAUUACGCAAAUCACAGGCUCGUUUACUCAAACUAUCGAAAACCAAGUUGAAUUUGACGCAGGAAAUGGUCUCCUAUUCUGUGGAUCACAUAACGGAGUACAAUGUAGAUGAGCUUAUCACCAUUAAUCGACAGAUAUCCUUUACUCGCAAACUGAAGACUCACAUGGACCAGAUGAAAAGACAAAUGUUAAGAGUGCGCUGUGUAACACAAUCACCUUUGGCUGCCAAGAGAUGUGUAACAUCAUAA